Miscanthus lutarioriparius is the source of this 1170-nucleotide messenger RNA. Lineage: Eukaryota; Viridiplantae; Streptophyta; Magnoliopsida; Poales; Poaceae. The record is from the annotation of a GenBank genome assembly.
AUGACCAUGAGCCUGCUGCUGCCGGGGGGCCCUUGCUCCUCCUCGCUGGCAGCGCUGGCGGCGUGGUGGUCUCUGUCGCUCCUGGCUGUCAUCGGAAGCAGCGGCUCGCCGGUGCUCGGCUGCUACACGCGCAUCUUCAGCUUCGGCGACUCGCUGACAGACACGGGCAACUACGUCCACCUGACGGCCACCAGCCACAGCCCCUACGGCGCGCCGCCCUACGGGAGGACGUUCUUCGGCAAACCUACUGGCCGCGCCAGCGACGGACGCCUUGUCAUCGACUUCAUCGCGGAAGAGUUCGGGCUGGCGAAGGUGACGGCGAUCCAGGCGGGCACGGCGCCCGGGGACUUCCAGAGCGGCGCCAACUUCGCCAUCAUCUCGGCCACCGCCAACAACGGCUCCUUCUUCGCGGGCAACGGCAUGGACAUCAGGCCCUUCUCGCUGGACACGCAGAUGCUCUGGUUCAGGACCCACCUCCGCGAGCUCGUGCAGGCGGCGGCCCCGGCAGCGGCGGCGCAGCAGAACGGCAGUGCCGCCGCCCUGCUGAGCGGCGCGCUAGUGGCGCUGGGCGAGAUCGGAGGGAACGACUACAACUUCGCCUUCUCGCGGGGCGUGCCGCGGGACGAGGUGCGCCGGUUCGUGCCGGCCGUGGUGGACAAGCUGGCGGGCGCCAUGGAGGAGCUCAUCGCGCUGGGGGCGCGCGCCUUCGUGGUGCCCGGGAACCUGCCCUUCGGCUGCACGCCGCUGUACCUGCAGCGGUUCCGCGCUAACGGCGGGUGGUGGGACUACGACCCCGCCACGGGCUGCCUCGCCUGGUUCAACCGCUUCGCCCAGUACCACAACCGGGUGCUCACCGCCCGCCUCGACAAGCUCCGCCGCCUGCACCCGGACGUCACCAUCGUCUACGCCGACUGGUACGAGGCCACGAUGAGCAUCUUCCAGGCCCCCGGGAAGCUAGGGUUCACAAACGCUCUGCGGACUUGCUGCGGGAACCAUACCGUGCCGUGUGGAAUGCCCGGGUGCUCCGUCUGCAAGGACCCGUCCACGUACGGGUCUUGGGACGGGACGCACCCGACGGAGGCGGUGUACAAGGUGAUCGCCGACGGGGUGCUGCAGGGGCCGUACGCGUCCCCUCUUCCUCUCGCCGAGACUUGCCCUCCCACCACAUGA